This is a messenger RNA of Annulohypoxylon maeteangense, 2155 nucleotides long. RefSeq names its product peptidase. NCBI's taxonomy places the organism in Eukaryota, Fungi, Ascomycota, Sordariomycetes, Xylariales, Hypoxylaceae. The coding region runs from base 419 to 1867 and encodes 482 amino acids. The record is from RefSeq and is a predicted model, not a curated record. Gene Ontology annotation, molecular function: zinc ion binding; metalloaminopeptidase activity. Gene Ontology annotation, biological process: proteolysis. Gene Ontology annotation, cellular component: fungal-type vacuole. The transcript has 2 exons.
UGGGUACAUAGCUACUAGGUAGGUAGACACCAUCGAACCUCGGGUCUUCAACUCUCUUCUACGUUCAAAUGUUCGAGCUGUCCAUACUGCGCUUGUUGUUUUUUCUCGCCCCGUCCCGACUAAGUGGCUAUCCGAAAAGCUAACGGACUUAUUCCAUCCCUCUAAUAUAGGUGUCCAUGGUGUAGAUGACUGCCAAGGUCACCUUACAUCUACUCCUCAGUUCGAUAUCUCCCCGCAAUAUUCGAUCUUCCAUCUCACCUCGGGUCGCUUUGCCCUCGAUCAAGCAUUGGUUCGGCUCUCUUUCUUGCAAAAUGGCGCCCCCUAAAUCUGCUCUAGACUUUCUGGACUUCGUCAAUGCCUCCCCCACACGUAUGGCUCCUAAGACGUAAACUCCCCGGUCUCUCUCGACUAACAAAUCAUGUCUCCAGCUUACCAUGCGGUUCAAUCAUCCAUAGAACAGCUGGAGAACGCAGGUUUCUCCCUUAUUAAAGAGAGGGAUAACUGGUCCUCGACUCUCCGACCCGGCGGUAAAUACUACAUGACCCGAAAUGGCUCUACCAUCGUAGCGUUUGCAAUUGGUGCCAAGUGGAAACCCGGGAAUCCUAUAGCGAUGCUUGGUGCCCAUACGGAUUCGCCCUGUCUACGUAUCAAGCCGGUGAGCAAGAAGAGCGGAGUCGGGUAUAUGCAGGUUGGCGUCGAGACUUACGGAGGUGGUAUAUGGCAUUCUUGGUUCGACAGGGACUUGAGCAUCGCCGGCCGUGUAUUAGUCAAGGACGGAAAAGGGAACUUCGCACAAAAACUAGUCAAGGUCGAUCGUCCCAUUAUUCGCAUCCCCACCCUUGCUAUUCAUCUCGAUCGUUCGUCCGUAUUCGAUCCCAACAAGGAAACUGAACUGUUCCCGAUUGUCGGCCUGGUGGCUGCCGAGCUGAAUAGGACAGGUCAGGGUGAAACACUUAAGACAUCCGACUCAGAGGAGGGACUUGACGGAACCUUCCAGCCGCUCAAAGAGAUCACCGAGCGCCACCACCCGUAUAUUAUCGAGCUAAUCGCUGAACACGCGGGGGUAAAGGUUUCGGAUGUGGUCGAUUUUGAGAUGGUGCUCUACGAUGUGCAAAAGUCGUGCCUCGGCGGCUUGAACGAGGAGUUUAUUUAUUCGGCUAGACUUGAUAACUUAAACAUGACUUAUUGCAGUGUGAUGGGACUCAUAGAGUCUAUUUCGCAUGUCAGUCUCGACAAUGAGACAAGUAUUCGUUUAAUCACAUGCUUCGACCACGAAGAAAUUGGUUCGACGUCGGCCCAAGGCGCCAACUCUGAUCUUCUGCCCGCCGUCGUUCGCCGCCUGUCUAUCCUUGCGGGUGGUCGACAUGGUGAUUCGGCAUCCGACAAGUCUUGGGAACAUGUUAGCUCGGACCCUGACAUCGAUCUGUCUACCGCCUUCGAGCAGACGAUGGCGGCAUCCUUCCUCGUCUCGGCCGACAUGGCUCACUCGGUUCAUCCCAAUUAUGUGGGGAAAUACGAGUCCAAUCACCAGCCUGAGAUGAAUAAGGGCACCGUCAUUAAGAUCAAUGCCAACCAGCGCUACGCCUCCAACUCUCCCGGAAUCGUCCUGUUGCAGGAGGUGGCAAAGCAAGCGGGAGUUCCCUUGCAGCUUUUUGUGGUUAGGAAUGAUUCGUCCUGCGGCAGCACGAUCGGACCUAUGCUUUCUGCGAAGCUGGGCGUGCGUACUUUGGAUUUGGGGAAUCCUCAACUGAGUAUGCAUAGUAUCCGCGAGACGGGAGGCACUUACGACGUCGACCACGCGAUCAAGCUAUUCGGUGCAUAUCUGUCACACUACUCGGAUCUCGAAUCAAGGAUUUUGGUUGAUUAAGCUAGGUAGGUACCGGUAGGUAUUUACGACACAGCCUAUGAAACUCUACUUAGAAUAUAUAUUACUAGUAGAGGAUAUGAUUUGAGGUCUAUCCUAGAGCCUCAUUAAUCAUAUAUACCUGGUACCCUACUCUAUAGACUAAGUGAGCACUGUAAAUCCAUAGCAUUCAAUGGAUUUGAAUACAUUAUGAAAAUAUCCUAAAUUGAACGGUGGGUACUAUAAUCACUGCUGAUUAUAUACCUACUAGGUACCUACCUAUAGUGUUUAGAUAGGUGGCUAUUUGGACCU